Messenger RNA from Laccaria bicolor S238N-H82, 1524 nucleotides. RefSeq lists its product as uncharacterized. The transcript has 8 exons. NCBI's taxonomy places the organism in Eukaryota, Fungi, Basidiomycota, Agaricomycetes, Agaricales, Hydnangiaceae. The coding region runs from base 1 to 1524 and encodes 507 amino acids. The record is from RefSeq and is a predicted model, not a curated record.
AUGCCUAUGAUAAACCUCACCGAUGUUUCUUUGUCCAAACUCCGCCGGUAUCGUGACUUUUAUCUUCUCAAGGCCUUCCAACCCGCCCUCGCUGAUCAAUCUCAUCAACCAUUUUUCUCCCUUGAUUGCCAUGAGAACUGGACGACACUUUCCGGCUAUGAACUCUAUGAAACAUGGCUCAAAAACUCGAAGGAUCUAAGCCAGGAUACUGGCCAUGCACAAGCACUUAUCGACGGUGCGACUGCACGCGAUAUCAAGCAAUUUCGAGACGUUAUUACGACACCAGCGUACGCCAAGAAGGACUACUUCUCAACCGACAACUUCCAUGACUGGAUUCGUCCAGUGGCAUUUGAAGCGUGGAUGCUCUGGUUUAGGGAAGGAGUAAAGGAAGUGGGGUCACGUCCAUCUUCCCGGAUGUCAUCGUAUACAUCCUCGUCUAUUUCACGCCCUCCCUCGUGUAUGUCUGAGACAGCAGACUUGAGCUCAGACAAUGAGAGGAUUCUACCACACUAUCCCCCCUCAUCACGGGCAACCUCGUCUGUGUACUCCAUAACUGCGAGCUCUCCUGAUGUCAUCGUCAUUUCGGACUCGGACGAUGAUGAAGGUGAAAUGUGCCAGAACUCACUGGUUGUUGCGAGUCACAUUGUUAAAAGGGAACAGAAGGAACGAGAAGAAAUCCCUCAAGCUAUUAAACGUGAAUUUUUGUCCUUCAUUGAAUUCCCGCAUGUUUCCUCAGCAGGUAUCACAACCGUUAAGGGUAAAUCUUCGAAAGGAAAAGCCAGGAUACCCACAGACACCUGGCCGAAGCCCUCUGAUCCCGUCAAACUCACCUCGAAACUCACUGUCAACUCAAUAUCAACUAUUACCUCACUACCAUCAACGUGGACAGUUCCCCGGAACAACUCAGCCACACUUGUCGAUCUUUCGGCACUGGACAGCCUUCCGCGGAAGCCCAAUGGUGAUGAAUAUUCAAUUGAUGCUCUAAUUCGAGCUGAGGAUCAAGACUCCUGGGGAGGGUCAGCUGGUCGCUCUGCUGGGGAAGUCUACGUCUUUGGGUUUGAUGACAAUGACCCCGCAGAAAGUGUCCACUGCCGCCGCGCAUACCUUCACUGCAACGGCGUUGAUAUGUGUGAACAUUUUGAUCAGGAAAUCCUUGAAGACUGUGAGCGUUAUGAGCCUGAUCCUCACGAGAUGCGAGAGCUCUGGUAUUGUGAGCUUGACGCUAAUUCUCGUGAGGCACUGGAGGAAGCGAACAUCGUUUCGAGGUUUUAUGCCGAGGUACAAAAGCUCAAGUGCAAGGUUCCAUGCACCGGAAAGCCUGUCAUGCGAAAAAUGGCCUCGGGACGCUCAAAAUAUGGGAAGGAGUAUUUCAUUGGUUGCUCGGCGUGGAAGUAUAAUGAACGUGAUGACCAUCGGUACCUCCCCAUCCCUUCGAACGUUGAUGAAGAUAUACUGGCUAAGGUUAUGGAUAAUGAUGGGGUGCUGCCAUUAAAUAUUGCGUUGAUACACUUUGCACGGGGAUGA